Molecule: messenger RNA, 930 nt
Organism: Cladophialophora psammophila CBS 110553
Lineage: Eukaryota; Fungi; Ascomycota; Eurotiomycetes; Chaetothyriales; Herpotrichiellaceae
Exons: 4
Coding region: 1-930 (309 amino acids)
Cellular component (GO): peroxisome
Source: RefSeq, a predicted model, not a curated record
AUGUCGGGUCCAGGUGUUGGCUUCGAGUAUCCCCCGACCGAGGUGUCGUGGUUGAAAAGAGACGUGCUGCUCUUUGCCGUGAGCAUUGGCUGCACGGUGGAUGAGCUGCAUUUCAUCUACGAACUCCAUCCUAACUUUGCCGUGUUUCCCACAUAUUCAAUUAUCCUUCCAUUCAAGAAGACCACACAAGAAGUGAUUGACUUCUAUGCUGCCCAAGCCAGCAACCCGAUUCCGGGAGUUCCCAAAUUGGACGCAAAGCGUGUCGUCGACGGCCAGCGCAUGAUCCAAUUCCUGAAGCCUCUUCCUCCUACGUCCGAGGGUCGGAAAUUCGAGCUGCGGUCCAAAGUAAUAGGAGUGUACGACAAGGGCAAGCCAGGCACUGUCGUCGAAACCGAGCAGACCAUUGUGGACAAAGAGAGCGGUGAGGUGUACACACGGGCGGUCGGCUCCGGCUUCUUCGUUGGCCAAGGAGGAUGGGGUGGCCCCAAGGGACCUACGACGGUCAACUAUCCACCACCGAAGGGCAGAGAGAACAGUCCCGAUAGAGUCAGCGAGAAACAGCUGACUGCGGAGAGCGCGCAUCUAUACAGACUCAAUGGCGACUAUAACCCACUCCACGCGACACCCGAACCUGGUCAGAAGAUGGGUUUCGGAGGAGCUAUCAUGCACGGGCUGUCCACCUGGAACUUUGCCGCACAUGCACUCUUGAAAGAACUGGGUGGAAGUGACCCGGCAAACAUCAAGGAGUUCCAGGCUCGCUUUGCCGCGCCUGUGAAGCCUGGCCAGAAGCUGGCGACCAAGAUCUGGAGGACUGGCGAUAUCAAGGAUGGAUGGGAAGAGGUCCGAUUUGUCACCGAGGUCAAUGGCAAAGUGGUUCUGAGCAACGGUCGGGCGUUAAUGAAGUGUGUGGGCGGAAAGAGCAAGCUUUGA